This is a messenger RNA of Mycotypha africana, 375 nucleotides long. RefSeq lists its product as uncharacterized. The transcript is spliced from 4 exons. The record is from RefSeq and is a predicted model, not a curated record. Lineage: Eukaryota; Fungi; Mucoromycota; Mucoromycetes; Mucorales; Mycotyphaceae. Bases 1 to 375 code for a protein of 124 amino acids.
AUGCCUGGAGACAAUAUGAAUGAUCUGGCUGAAAAGUACCAGGGUCUUCGCAACGAUCCUAAUGCUUCACAAGAGGACAAAUACGCUGUUAUGAAGGCUCUAGGUGAUCAGCUUGGUUUACCCGGUACUCCUGCCGCUGACAUUUUGCCAAAGCUCGGUAAACCUGAUGAAUUAACACCCUCUCUUGACGGCAAUAAUUCUGCGUUCAUCCAAACGAUGCCAGGUCCCAUGAUACCCAAUCAACAACAAGCCAACACGGAAUCCAAGCAACCGCCUUACUACUUGGUGUAUUAUUUGAAACCGAAAGAGCAAUACCUUUAUUUCAAGGUGGAUUCUGAGAAGGAAACCGUGAUCACUUCUGGCUGGAAAAAAUAA